UAACGAUUGAAAAAUUGAAGGUUCUUAUUGAAACCCAACUCGUUCGCCAUGAAGUGUUUCGUUAUAGUGUGCUGUGCUUUACUGCACCUGACCCAAUCCAAAGUAUUACCAACAUACCUCAAGAAAUAUUCUUGUCAGAAGUCAGACCCAGAAUAUGAAAAAUGCGUCUGGGAAGGAUUUGAAAGUGUGCGACAGUACUUCGUCAAGGGAAUUCCGGAACUUGACGUCCCUCCUGUAGAUCCCUUCAAACUACCAUAUAUGUCUGUCAACAGAACCAUCAAUGAAUUGAUGAGCAUCAGCGCCGUUUGCAAGGAUAUAACAGUGUCAGGGUUCAAAAAUACCAUCAUUGACGAUUUAAAGGCCGAUCCUAUCAAACAUUCAGGUGAAAUCCGUCUUACUAUCCCCUGGUUAUACUUGGAUAUGGACUACGAUGUUAGAGGACAACUUCUGAUCAUCCCGCUGGAAAGCAGUGGUCAUUUCCAAGGAAACUUCACUAACACCCAGAUGUUCGUCAAGGGAAGUUUGAAAACCUAUACCAAAAAUGGGGUAGAAUAUUUCAAAACCAACAAAUUGGAUACCAAAAUAACAAUUGGAGAUGGCGAGAUCAAGUUAACUUCUAAGACUAAAGAAAUGCAAUACGCAGCUGAUCUGAUUACCGAGUUCUUCAACGAAAAUCCAAGACGAGUUUUGGACGCCGUCAAUCCCAUUUUCAUUGAAUGGACCAAGGACUUCUUCAUAGAGAUGUCUGAUGAAAUCCUAGCUACUCUACCAGCAUCUGAAUGGUUACCUGCUUGAAAACUAGUCAGCUUUGUUUGAAAACUGUAAAAAGAUAUGUUCUUGUUCAGCAAAUUCUCAAAAAUUCACUUUUCACACACAAUUGUCACUCUUCUUAUAUUCUUAAGCCUUUUCAGAAAUAAUUUGUUGGGUCAAAUCAGAAUUUAGAUCUGAAAUUAGUUGGUGACUUUUGAAAAGUUUAUGGUGAAAAGGUACUUCAAAAAUUCUAUCUGAACUAACAUACUGUUCUUUAUUGAUUUUGUUAUUAUUAUAGUUUUCAAACAUCUUAGUUAUAAAUGAGAAUUUGAGUUAAAUGUUUGUAGUUUUCAAAAAAAAGUGAAUUCACUUUCUCUCAAAAACAGGUUGUGAACAUUCAAAUCGAUAUAAAUUUUUUUCAAAUUUUCAUAUCACAAUAAUCAAUAUACUGGAGUUGAAAUGCA
Molecule: messenger RNA, 1214 nt
Organism: Leptinotarsa decemlineata (Colorado potato beetle)
Lineage: Eukaryota; Metazoa; Arthropoda; Insecta; Coleoptera; Chrysomelidae
Product: circadian clock-controlled protein daywake
Biological process (GO): multicellular organismal reproductive process
Source: RefSeq, a predicted model, not a curated record